Molecule: messenger RNA, 615 nt
Organism: Sesamum indicum (sesame)
Lineage: Eukaryota; Viridiplantae; Streptophyta; Magnoliopsida; Lamiales; Pedaliaceae
Biological process (GO): rRNA base methylation
Cellular component (GO): cytoplasm
Molecular function (GO): rRNA (uridine-N3-)-methyltransferase activity
Source: RefSeq, a predicted model, not a curated record
AUGGAAGAGAAGUGGAUUCAGCACUACAGCAGUUGUCAUGAGAUACUGCUAGUGGGCGAGGGAAAUUUCUCCUUCGCUGCAAGCUUAGCAACUGCAUUUGGCAAUGCAUCGAACAUGGUGGCCACCUCUCUGGAUUCUCCCGAGAUGUUGAGGAUAAAUCAUCCAAGUUCAGUGAGUAACCUUGAUCUUCUGGAAGAGAAGGGAUGCACCAUAAUCCAUAAAGUAGACGCUUGUUACAUGUGUGAACAUCCUCUCCUUAGUCACAGGAAAUUUGAUAGAAUUGUAUUUAAUUUUCCUCACGCCGGUUUCUAUGGGCCCGAACACAAUGCCUAUCAAAUAUCGCUUCACCAGGAUGUGGUUCGUGGUUUUCUGAAGAAUGCGUAUGAGAUGGUGAGAGAGGAAGGGGAGGUUCACAUCACCCACAAAACUAGCCACCCAUUCUCAGAGUGGAAAAUUGAAGAACUAGCGGCGGAGGUGGGAUUCUAUUUGAGUGAGGAGGUGGAUUUCUUCAUAUGGGAUUACCCUGAAUACGAAAAUAAGAGAGGAGAUGGAUCUCGAAGCGACGAUACAUUUCCUGUUGGCCGAUGCAGCACGUUCAAGUUUUCCAAGAACUAA